AUGGCAGCAAAUGCAACAGCCGUCUUUUUGCUCUUCAUUGGAAUAAGCUUUGUGCAGAACAGCAGUGCAGGUCACAAACUGAAGCUUGACCAGGCCCUGCUCACUGUCAACAAUUACCUUCCUGAAAGAAUUGCUGCUUCCUACGUCUCUGAAGCCUGCCAUAAAUGUCUGCCACAGCCUCUCCUCACGGUUUCACCAGCUUCAGUGGGAGUGCCUUCUAACGCAAGUGUGGCAGUUAGUUCCCACUUUGCUCUCAUCAUCACAAUAUUUACGGAAGCAGAUUCGGCCAUGCUUAUUUGCAGUUGGAGAGCAUUAUAUGGAGAACAAGGUCAGUACUUGCUGUCUGUCCAGUCCAACACUCUUCCAAAGAAUACAACUGGAGUCUCUUGUACAUUGAGUGUGGAGAAAGAUCCUGUGAAUGGUUACAUCCCUUUGUUGGUUGCUUUUGCCAUCUUGAUUGCUGUGGCACUCCUGUAUUUUCUUGGAUCCUAUGUCUCCAAUCUUCACUGUACACAGGCAUACUGCCAUUGCCUUCGGCAUAAAUCUGUUUCCAUUGAACUUAAUCCUGCAGAGACUCCAAGACCAGUGAUAGAGAAGCCUAAACAUCGAAGACUGCUUUCCUUGGACACAUUUAGAGGAUUUUCUCUGACCAUGAUGGUUUUUAUAAACUGUGGAGGCGGGGGUUACUGGUUCUGCGAACACGCUCCAUGGAAUGGACUGACCAUUGCAGAUCUGGUCAUGCCAUGGUAAGCUAUCA
Molecule: messenger RNA, 757 nt
Organism: Rhineura floridana
Lineage: Eukaryota; Metazoa; Chordata; Lepidosauria; Squamata; Rhineuridae
Product: heparan-alpha-glucosaminide N-acetyltransferase-like
Exons: 9
Coding region: 1-750 (249 amino acids)
Source: RefSeq, a predicted model, not a curated record